Molecule: messenger RNA, 4505 nt
Organism: Nomascus leucogenys (northern white-cheeked gibbon)
Lineage: Eukaryota; Metazoa; Chordata; Mammalia; Primates; Hylobatidae
Gene: SV2A
Product: synaptic vesicle glycoprotein 2A
Biological process (GO): chemical synaptic transmission; transmembrane transport
Cellular component (GO): membrane
Molecular function (GO): transmembrane transporter activity
Source: RefSeq, a predicted model, not a curated record
UUUCUUCCCGUGCCCUGACUCCCUCCCCAUCCUUUUUUCUCCCCUCCCCACCAAUGGUCUCUCCCGAUGCUCAGUGGCGCGGGGUGGGGGGGGGGGGCGGAGGCGGGGCUGGAGUGUGGGGGGGCAGGUCUGCAUUGCCGCUUCCCUGGUCCCGGGAGCAGUCGCCGCUGCCGCCUCCGCCCGCGGCCGGGACCCCCGUCCUCUCCCGGGACUCCUUACCCGGGGAACCCAGCCCAGGUCUCCAGAGGCUUGUGGAAGAGAAGUAGGCGACCCUUCCUGAGUUAUCCUGGCUUAGCCUCCCAAUCUGGCUCCCCUUCCCCUUCCCAUUCCCCUGCUCCCCCUGUCCCUUCCCCAUUCACCCAGCUGAGCUGGGUAUAGGUCAAAGCUCCUCUCCUUCCUUUUCCCUCCUGGGCACUCAUUGGCUAGGACCUGUUUGCUCUUUUUUUUGUGCCCAAAGAUACUGGAACACACUUCAUCUAAGUAACUGUGGGGAGGGGUCUUUUUGACUCUACAAGUCCUUGAGCAAAAAGCUGAAAAAGAAGCAGGAGGUGGAGAAGACCCGGUGAAGUGCCCUGAGCCCCAUCAUGGAAGAGGGCUUCCGAGACCGGGCAGCUUUCAUCCGUGGGGCCAAAGACAUUGCUAAGGAAGUCAAAAAGCAUGCGGCCAAGAAGGUGGUGAAGGGCCUGGACAGAGUCCAGGACGAAUAUUCCCGAAGAUCGUACUCCCGCUUUGAGGAGGAGGAUGAUGAUGACGACUUCCCUGCCCCCAGUGAUGGCUAUUACCGAGGAGAAGGGACCCAGGAUGAGGAGGAAGGUGGUGCGUCCAGUGACGCUACUGAGGGCCAUGACGAGGAUGAUGAGAUCUACGAAGGGGAAUAUCAGGGCAUUCCCCGGGCAGAGUCUGGGGGCAAAGGCGAGCGGAUGGCAGAUGGGGCGCCCCUGGCUGGAGUAAGGGGGGGCUUGAGUGAUGGGGAAGGUCCCCCUGGGGGCCGGGGGGAGGCACAACGACGGAAAGAACGAGAAGAACUGGCCCAACAGUAUGAAGCCAUCCUACGGGAGUGUGGCCACGGCCGCUUCCAGUGGACACUGUAUUUUGUGCUUGGUCUGGCGCUGAUGGCUGAUGGUGUGGAGGUCUUUGUGGUAGGUUUCGUGCUGCCCAGCGCUGAGAAAGACAUGUGCCUGUCUGACUCCAACAAAGGCAUGCUAGGCCUCAUUGUCUACCUGGGCAUGAUGGUGGGAGCCUUCCUCUGGGGAGGUCUGGCUGACCGGCUGGGUCGGAGGCAGUGCCUGCUCAUCUCACUCUCAGUCAACAGCGUCUUCGCCUUCUUCUCAUCUUUUGUCCAGGGUUACGGCACUUUCCUCUUCUGCCGCCUACUUUCUGGGGUUGGGAUUGGAGGGUCCAUCCCCAUUGUCUUCUCCUAUUUCUCCGAGUUUCUGGCCCAGGAGAAACGAGGGGAGCAUUUGAGCUGGCUCUGCAUGUUUUGGAUGAUUGGUGGAGUGUACGCAGCUGCUAUGGCGUGGGCCAUCAUCCCCCACUAUGGGUGGAGUUUUCAGAUGGGUUCUGCCUACCAGUUCCACAGCUGGAGGGUCUUCGUCCUCGUCUGCGCCUUUCCUUCUGUGUUUGCCAUUGGGGCUCUGACCACGCAGCCUGAGAGCCCCCGUUUCUUCCUAGAGAAUGGGAAGCAUGAUGAGGCCUGGAUGGUGCUGAAGCAGGUCCAUGAUACGAACAUGCGAGCCAAGGGACAUCCUGAGCGAGUGUUCUCAGUUACCCACAUUAAGACGAUUCAUCAGGAGGAUGAAUUGAUUGAGAUCCAGUCGGACACAGGGACCUGGUACCAGCGCUGGGGGGUCCGGGCCUUGAGCCUAGGGGGGCAGGUUUGGGGGAAUUUUCUCUCCUGUUUUGGUCCCGAAUAUCGGCGCAUCACUCUGAUGAUGAUGGGUGUGUGGUUCACCAUGUCAUUCAGCUACUAUGGCCUGACCGUCUGGUUUCCUGACAUGAUCCGCCAUCUCCAGGCAGUGGACUAUGCAUCCCGCACCAAAGUGUUCCCCGGGGAGCGCGUAGAGCAUGUAACUUUUAACUUCACGUUGGAGAAUCAGAUCCACCGAGGCGGGCAGUACUUCAAUGACAAGUUCAUUGGGCUGCGGCUGAAGUCAGUGUCCUUUGAGGAUUCCCUGUUUGAAGAGUGUUAUUUUGAGGAUGUCACAUCCAGCAACACGUUUUUCCGCAACUGCACUUUCAUCAACACUGUGUUCUAUAACACUGACCUGUUUGAGUACAAGUUUGUGAACAGCCGUCUGAUAAACAGUACAUUCCUGCACAACAAGGAGGGCUGCCCGCUAGACGUGACAGGGACGGGCGAAGGUGCCUACAUGGUAUACUUUGUGAGCUUCCUGGGGACACUGGCAGUGCUUCCUGGGAAUAUCGUGUCUGCCCUGCUCAUGGACAAGAUUGGCAGGCUCAGAAUGCUUGCUGGCUCCAGCGUGAUGUCCUGUGUCUCCUGCUUCUUCCUGUCUUUUGGGAACAGCGAGUCGGCCAUGAUCGCUCUGCUCUGCCUUUUUGGUGGGGUCAGCAUUGCAUCGUGGAAUGCGCUGGACGUGUUGACUGUUGAACUCUACCCCUCAGACAAGAGGACCACAGCUUUUGGCUUCCUGAAUGCCCUGUGUAAGCUGGCAGCUGUGCUGGGGAUCAGCAUCUUCACAUCCUUCGUGGGAAUCACCAAGGCUGCCCCCAUCCUCUUUGCCUCAGCUGCCCUUGCCCUUGGCAGCUCUCUGGCCCUGAAGCUGCCUGAGACCCGGGGGCAGGUGCUGCAGUGAAGGGGUCUCUAGGGCUUUGGGAUUGGCAGGCACACUGUGAGACCAACAACUCCUUCCUUCCCCUCCCUGCCCUGCCAUCCUGACCUGCAGAGCCCUCAUUCCCCACUCCCCGUGUUUGGUGUCUUAGCUGUGUGGGUGUGUGCGUGUGCGUGUGCAUGUGUGUGACCCCUGUGGGCAGGGACUACAGGGAAGGCUCCUUCAUCCCAGUUUUGAGAUGAAGCUGUACUCCCCACUUCCCGUUACCCUUGACUUUGCACAAGAGAAGGCUGAGCCCCAUCCUUCUCCCCCUGUUAGAGAGGGGCCCUUGCUUCCCUGUUCCAGGGGUUCCAGAAUAGGCUUCCUGCCUUCCCCAUCAUUCCCUCUGCCUAGACCCUGGUGAAACCACAGGUAUGCAAUUAUGCUGGGGGCUGGGGCUCUGGUGUAGACCAUGGACCAAAAGAACUUCUUAGAGUCUGAAGGGUGGGCCUCGGGUGCCCUCUCACACCUCCUGUUGGAUGCUGGGGGAGAAGCAAUAAACCUCAGCCCUCUGGCCUCCACUUUCCUCUCAAUUUGGGCUGCAAAUAUGAAGCCUGAAUUUUAUGAAAUUAGCUUCCUGAUUCUUAUUUAUUAAUAGAUUAAGUUCUGAGGCAGCUCCACAGGACUGUGUGUGAAUGUGUAUGUAUACUUAUAUAUGUGUGUGCAUGUGCCAUGGGGCGGGGGGUAUCACUAUACUGUCCUCAAAUAUAAGCCAAGGGUAAUUUCAGCAGAUGCACACAACCCUGCCUCCCAUAGUUCCUCCCCUAAUCUGGUUUCUGUGUUGAGCCUGGGAUGGAGGAGCCCUAGGGCCAGCCUGGGAUAAGAGUCCCACAGUCUAGGGAGAUCUGAGGGCAUCUGACAAGGCCCAUCUCCUUCCCACCUCAAGAACCACAGGCCUCCUCUGGAGUGAGAGGCUCCACCCACUUCAGCACAGGUGGGAACAGCACAGCUGCCCUCCCAUGCCCCCGACCUGUCCCCUCACAGGCAGGGGAGGGAAAGAAACCAGGCAUCUGGUCAAACCAGCAGAUCAAAAAGCACAAGGAGCUGGGGCAGAGGCAGGAAGCAGGGGCCCUCCUGGCAGCUCCUCUGAGCGGGGAGAGGUUGGGGAGUAAGGGACCCCUAAUGCAGGGACUAGAAGCCUCAGUUUCCCCAUUUUACCCUUCCACACAAUAGCCUCUGUAGGUUAGGCUGCCCUGUCUCACCCUACUCUGUGUGGCUGCUUUCUUUGGUGCCCUCCCCUCACCCCACUGUAGCUGUGACGUGUUGUAGUUUUUAGAUGUUUGUAAAAUGUUUAAAAUAAAGUUAAAAGGAAAAAAGUGAAAAUAACAAAAAAGAAAACCAAAAUUCACCUUUGUCAUGCUGCGUCCGGUGCCCCAACCCUGUGGUCACUCCUCCCAUUUUGUAACACUGUACCAGGUGGUGACUGUUUAAUUCUUUGGUGUCUGUGCUCAAAAGACUGCCUUCUCCUCCAGUGCCCAGUGUACGAGUGUGUGCCCUGUGCCCUUGUCCCUCACUCCUCACAUGCUGGACGUAGCCCUUUUCCUUGCACCCCUGGGAGGGACCCACCCAUCUCCCUUGCUCUCCUGGGGAACCCUAAACCCAACUCUGUUGAUGUGAAAAAUGCAAUGAAAAAUAUUGACGAAAAAUAAAACGGAAACAAAUCCUCAAAAUACAAAA